Messenger RNA from Nicotiana tabacum (common tobacco), 2059 nucleotides. The record is from RefSeq and is a predicted model, not a curated record. NCBI's taxonomy places the organism in Eukaryota, Viridiplantae, Streptophyta, Magnoliopsida, Solanales, Solanaceae.
GUUUUCCUUCUUGUCUUGCUCUGCUCUUUAGAAGGAAGUAAACUCCUCUAAUCAAGCCAAAUGCAAAGCUAUCAAAAUUAUUCCUGAACCUUUUGUUGGCGAGACAAGUUAUUUCUCUGAAUCAGCUGACAUAGCUCCAGAUCAGAGCUCCUUCGUCGCACAAAAACAGGAUGAAAGGGUCAUCGUUGCUUCUCAAUUGAGUAUACCUUCUGAAGGUUUAUGUAACAAAGGAAAGGAGAUGAUACUGCUCUCUCAGGACAUUGCAAGAUCCUCAAAUCUAUCCUUAGAUGAUAACCUAUGUUCUGUUGUUCCGUGCAGUUUAUCGUCUGACCAUCUGUCUUCUCCUUCAGCUGCAUACAAUCAUGUAAAGGAUGAAAAACAACAGCGCUUUGGUUCCACAACUGAAUGCGCUACAAAAUUGCAGAAAUACUCGGUUCUUGAUAAUCAGGUGGUUCAUGGGAAACAGCUUACCACUCCGAAGAUUAAUAGAGAAGGGAUGCAUCUCCCAGUUCACCGAGAAGUAACCUCUCUAAGAACUUAUAGCGUACUCCCUAGCAAUGGGACUUCUUCAGAGAAAGCGUAUUGUUUUGAUACAUCAUUUUCAUUGGGAAGAACUGAUGUACCAAUGCUAAAGCCAGUAGCUCAAAUGACAAACAAAAAGGGAAAUGGUGAUGAUACUCCAAGAGACAUGAAUGAAUUCACAGUGGCUAUGCCCACAAAUACAAGCUCACCCUUUAUAUUGAACCCUGGAUCACGGCGUCGUUUCCAAGUUUCAAAAGCAUUUCAACAUGAUUUUGGGAUGGGAAAGGAUAGAAAGCAAACAAGAGAAGAUCAAGCUACUACAGUGUGUCCAAAAAGAAAGCGUGUUCGCUUUUCAGAAACUGAAACUGAGAUUCAACGGAGGAAGGAGCCUAAAAAGUCACACGUUGCACUAAAAUCUCGUCAGGCGCCCAAAGCUGCUAGAAAUUUGGGACUUCCAACUUCACAUUUGGAGUCAAGAACUCAGGAACUCAAGAAGCGUCUAACAAAUUCUUGUGUUAGAGUUGGAAGAAGAUCGAUGUUCAAAAAUAUAGAAUUCUUAGUGACAGGAUUUUUUAGGCAGCGAGAGAAGAAACUUGAAGACCUAAUCAAGAAUUAUGGUGGCAUAGUUCUCUCUGAUAUCCCCUCUCCUUCAGUUAAUAGGGGUCAGAGAUGCAAGGGACUUAAGACUCAGGCAGUUCCUGUUGUUCUUUGUUCAAAGAAGAUUUUUGACGACUUUUAUUUUUUCCGGGGAGCAGGGAACCUCUGUUUAGUCCAGAUUUCAGUAUCUUUUACAUCAACAGCUCAACUAUGGAAUUCCAACAAAGAUGUAUGGUUCGAAUGGGUGGAGAGAAGCAGCAACAUGAUGAGACGUUCAUCCAUGGGCAGAAAGGCAAUGGAAUGGAUUUGUUUUGUACUUAAAGAAGCAUCGACAGAUCAAAUGAAUUUAGUGAAGCGAUGGAAGUACAAGGAACAUAUGACAGAACAUUUCUGUACCAGGAAAUUCAACGUUCAUGGAAGAUACAUGAGCAUUCUGUCACUGAAGGGAGAAGGGAGGUCUGUUAUUAUAAUUCCAGAGUUAGCUUUGAAUGCAGGUUGGAAAGACAUAGCAGCUAAGAUAGAAAGAUUCAUACAUCAGACCCCCAAAAUGAAUCCCACAGCCCCACCUAGAAUCACUGUGGACAACUACCCUUAUGUCAAAGCAAUCAAGGAGAGUAAAUGGCAAUCCAAUACCCUUCGAGAGGCAAAGGUCAGCAUAAACAAUGGAGAUAUCUCUGUUGUGGAACCGACAGGUAGCGAGGAUUCUGGUUUACUAAAAAGAUGCAUUGUCGGGUUUUUUGGGAAAGAAAUCAACGAGAGACCCACUUUAGCAGACAUAAGGCGAUGGGCUUGUGCGUCAUGGAACAAAGCAUAUGGAGUAAACAUGUAUGAAAUGACAGGCAACAUGUUUCUUUUUGAAUUUCCAAACAGAUUCAUGGCGGAGCAGAUUAUGCAAGGAGAAUGGAGUUGGAAAAAGUUCAAGCUUCAUCUGGAAUGGUAG